Messenger RNA from Prunus avium (sweet cherry), 1475 nucleotides. RefSeq lists its product as uncharacterized. NCBI's taxonomy places the organism in Eukaryota, Viridiplantae, Streptophyta, Magnoliopsida, Rosales, Rosaceae. The record is from RefSeq and is a predicted model, not a curated record.
CAAUUGAUAUAAAAGGCAGCCUAUAUCAACUCAUUCUCAGAGUCAAGAAUAUUAGAGUUGCUCAUAGGCAAUAGAGGCUCUAAAAUGUCUUGGUUUUUUACACUACUCUUUUUUAUCAGUUCUCUCUCAUUGACUACUCCCUCAGAAGCUAGCCAUGAGAAGCAGCCCCCAUCUGCAGUUGUUGUAGGCACUGUCUACUGUGACACAUGUUUCCAAGCAGAAUUCUCACAUGCCAGCCACUUCAUUUCAGGGGCUUCUGUUGGUGUAGAAUGCAAAGAUGGGAGUUCAAAACCAAGUUUCCAGACAGAAGUGAAAACAGAUAGCCAUGGAGUGUUCAGAGUCCCUUUGCCUUUCUCUGUGAGAAAGCAUGUCAAGAAAAUUGAAGGGUGUUCUGUGAAAUUAAUCAGCAGCAGUGAACCAUAUUGUGCUGUGUCCUCAACAGCCACUUCAUCUUCACUGCAUCUCAAGUCAAGUGAGCAAGGAACACACAUAUUCUCAGCUGGUUUCUUCACCUUCAAGCCUCUAAAGCAGCCAAGCCUCUGUAACCAAAAACCAAGCAUUCCAAACUCCAAUGAAUUCAGUUCUCAGAAAUCCUCAUUUCCAGGAAUUCCAGUUACACCCCCCUUUCCAGGUAAAACUACAAAGGCAGGGCAACUAACUGAUAAAAAAUUAUUAGGGCUUCCAGGACUCCCAGGACUCCCAGGACUUCCAGGACUGCCAGGACUGCCAGGACUACCAGGACUUCCAGGACUUCCAGGACUUCCAGGACUCCCAGGACUCCCAGGACUUCCAGGAAUUCCACAUACAAAGGCAGGGCAACUAACUGAUAAAAAAUUAUUAGGGCUUCCAGGACUCCCAGGACUUCCAGGACUCCCAGGACUGCCAGGACUCCCAGGACUUCCAGGACUCCCAGGACUCCCAGGACUCCCAGGACUUCCAGGACUUCCAGGAAUUCCACUUUCAACCCCCUUUACUGCUAAAAAUACAAAGGGAGGGCAAGUAACUGAUAAAAAAGUAGGACUUCCGGGACUCCCAGGACUUCCGGGACUUCCAGGACUCCCGGGACUCCCGGGACUUCCAGGACUUCCUGGACUUCCAGGACUUGGAAUUCCACUUUUACCCCCUUCUUCUGGUAAAACUACAAAGGCAGGGCAACGAACUGAUAAAAAAGUAGCUCACCCAGAUACUUCCUUCACAACACCACAAAUUCCAAAAACAAGUUCACCACCAACAUCUCGCAUCCCUGGAAUCCCACGUGCUUCUUCAAAGCAAACUACUUCUCCUUGAUAUUAAACUGAAAUGAUUAACUAAAUAAAUCAUGUUAAGUUUGUAUGGGGUAUGCAAUUAUCAGAAGCAUAUAUGUAGUAGGGCUUGUAAGUUUAUACUUUGUAAGGAGUAUGUAAGUUACUUUUUUUUUUUUGGGUAAGAUGUAAGUUACUUAUUGUACUUGGAAUAAAGCUAUGGUUUUCUCAUCA